Messenger RNA from Theileria parva strain Muguga, 162 nucleotides. RefSeq lists its product as uncharacterized. The coding region runs from base 1 to 162 and encodes 53 amino acids. Lineage: Eukaryota; Apicomplexa; Aconoidasida; Piroplasmida; Theileriidae. The record is from RefSeq and is a predicted model, not a curated record. The transcript has 2 exons.
AUGACCUCCUUCUUAAUCCUCGAAGAUUUUGUCUAUUGUGGUCAAUUUGCACUCAUAGCAAGUUCUAAACGAAAGAACCCUCUCAAGAAGAGGAAAGAUUCUGGACUGAUUUUGACAGGCAGUAUUUUAGCGCACCUCAUCCAUCGCUGGUUUUAUGCCUAA